UCACCAUACAACUCAUCUUCAUAUAACCCUCGACUCAUUUCUCCUUCUUCUUUUGCUUUGAUCAUGAUUUAUUUUUAUUCUUUCUCUUAAUUUUUAUUUUAUUUUUUCUUUCACUCACACAAAAAACUGUAAUUCACAAACAGGGAGAAACAAAAGAGUCCUAUGCUAGGGGACUCCAGUACUGUUCUAGCAACCACAACAACAGCCGCUGCUGCUGCUGGUGGUGAUGGUGGUGUUGCUGCUGCUUCUGCUGGUGGAAGUAGCAGCGACGCUCCUCCUCCUAGUCAUCAGCUCCCCGGUGGUGGCGGUGUUGCUCAUGAAAGCACUAGUGAAGUUGCGCAAGUGGGGUCGAAUAAUUCAUUUGAAGAUGAUAAAGGAAGAGGCGAUGAAGGUGACCGGAGCUUUGGAGGUAAUCGGUGGCCGAGACAAGAGACUUUGGCACUCUUGAAAAUAAGGUCGGAUAUGGACGUGGCGUUUCGAGAUGCCAGUGUAAAGGGUCCCUUGUGGGAAGAGAUUUCCAGGAAGCUAGCAGAGCUUGGUUAUAAUCGAAGUGCCAAGAAAUGCAAAGAGAAAUUCGAAAACGUGUUCAAGUAUCACAAGAGAACAAGAGAAGGUCGCACUGGUAAACAAGAAGGCAAAACGUAUAGAUUUUUUGAUCAAUUAGAAGCGUUUGAAAAUCAUGCUUCUUCUUCUUCACUUUCAUCACAACCACCGCCACCGCCACCACCGCAAACGCAACCGCAGCAGGUGAAGCCUCAAACUCCAGCUGUGACAACCAUAGCAAUGCCAGUGGUCAAUCCUCCUAUCACCACUGUUCCAUCAACAACAACAAAAGCAGCUCCACUGGCUGCUAAUAUGUCUCAAGGGAUUGUUUCAACAGGAAUAAAUCUCUCAAUCCCUUCAUUUCCGCCAGCAAACCCUACAAUCUUACCUUCAGCACAAGCAACGACAAACCCUACAACGAACCCAUCUUUGUUUUCUAAUUUUUCACCAGAUCUCUUCUCAAAUUCCACCUCUUCAUCCACAUCCUCUGAUGUGGAACUCCAUGGGCGGCAUGGGAAGAAAAGGAAAUGGAAGGACUUCUUCGAGAGGAUAAUGAAGGAAGUUAUACACAAACAAGAAGAUAUGCAAAGGAAAUUCUUGGAAGCAAUAGCGAAACGUGAACACGAUAGAAUGAUAAGGGAAGAAUCCUGGAGAAUGCAAGAAAUGACAAGAAUCAACAGAGAAAGAGAAAUUUUAGCUCAAGAAAGAUCCAUGGCAGCUGCAAAGGAUGCUGCUAUAAUGGCAUUUUUGCAGAAGCUAUCUGACCAGCAAAAUCCAGGCCAAGUACCGGCACAACCACCAGCAGCAGCACAGCAACCACCACCUCCACAGCCAACGCCACAACCGAUAACUGUGGUACCAGUGGCACCUGCAGCGCCGGCACAGCCUGUGAUAAAUCUGGACAUGAAAUCAGGUAAUGGGGAUCAGAGUUUCUCCCCAGCAAGCUCUUCGAGAUGGCCUAAGGUAGAAGUUGAAGCUUUAAUUAAGCUAAGGACUAAUCUUGAUUGCAAGUAUCCAGACAAUGGACCAAAAGGGCCACUGUGGGAAGAUAUCUCAGCUGGAAUGAGAAAGCUUGGUUACAAUCGAAGUGCAAAAAGAUGCAAAGAGAAAUGGGAGAAUAUAAACAAGUACUUCAAGAAAGUGAAAGAGAGCAACAAAAGAAGGCCAGAGGAUUCAAAAACAUGUCCAUAUUUUCACCAACUUGAUGCUUUAUAUAAAAACAAGAACAAGAGCGACCCUUCAUCAAACAUCCAAUUGAAGCCAGAGAAUUCAGUGCCUUUAAUGGUACGGCCUGAGCAGCAAUGGCCUCCUGCUGAAGAAGAACACAAUCCAGCUGAUUCAGUCAUGGAAGAUUUAGAAAGUGAUCAUCAAGAUGAGGAUGACAAAGAUAACGAUGAUGAUGAAGAUGAAGAAGAUGAAGCUGGAGGAUAUGAAAUUGUAGCGAACAGGCCAUCAGCUGCUGCUGGAUGAGAGCUAGAAAGAAUAGAAUGCAAGAAAAAGAGAAUUUCUGUGAGAGAUCGUAAAUGGGGAUGCAAAUGCAAGCGGUGGUGGGUAAGAGUCCGGCAGCCGUUAAUUGGGGUGGAGGAAUCUCAUCAAUUUGUAAGCAAGAAAAAACAGGUGAGGUACCAAUAGCAUUUAGUCAGUGGAUUAUAUGUUUAAUUAUUUUUGUAAUUUAUUUAUUUAUUUGUUAAAUAAAAACAAUAAUUUGAGAGGAA
Messenger RNA from Manihot esculenta (cassava), 2258 nucleotides. Its product is annotated as trihelix transcription factor DF1. Bases 163 to 2013 code for a protein of 616 amino acids. Lineage: Eukaryota; Viridiplantae; Streptophyta; Magnoliopsida; Malpighiales; Euphorbiaceae. The record is from RefSeq and is a predicted model, not a curated record. The transcript has 2 exons.